CCGUCCUAGGCUCAGAGAUCAUAAAUCUACCCCAAGAGGAGCCAUAAACUGGAGCCCCCGUUCCUAACCGAACCUUCCCACGGGUUAUUUAUACAGGUCUACGUUCCCGCCGGAUCUCAACCAUACUCCAUCAGCGCGGACACACUUAUCAUCACUAUUAUUACAAAGAACAUCUACCAAGCCCGGGGAAAGCUAUUCUCAUUGGUACCGCUUAUAAAUCUCGGUAUAUCAUUCGCGGGGUUGAAAAGGCAGAAUAGUAACAGACCCUCGGUUUGACACGGGUAGACUCGGUCUUCCCCAGAAUCCGUGCGCGAGAGAUUCUGGGCCUGUCUACGGAGUAAACGUUAUACUCCAGCAGCAGCAGCAAGGGCUGGAAUACAUACACACAUACAAAAGCAUCAUGCUGGUGCAAGAGGUUUGGGCGGCCCUUUCGUUGGCGAGGCUGUUAGUGGGUGUUUUAGGGAUAUCGGGAAUUCUGUCUGUUGUGUACGUGGUCUAUAACCGCUUCUUCCACCCUCUCCGCCACGUCCCUGGCCCCUGGUUGGCGACCGUCACUCCAUUUGUCCAGCUGUACCAUGGGCUCCAAGGCGACCGACACCUGUGGCUGCACGCCCUGCACAAGAAGUACGGGUCGCACGUUCGCGUCGCGCCCAACUUCGUGUCCGUGAACACCGCGCAGGGCCUUCAUGACAUCUACGGCCACGGGAAGAAGCUCAAGAAGGCGAACUUCUACAACGCCUUCACUGCUAUCAAGGGUGUGUACAACACGCACAAUGUGAUUGAUAAGACGGUGCAUGGGCGCAAGAGACGCGUGCUCAGUCAGGCGUUUUCGGAUCACGCGCUGAAGGCUAUGGAGGAUGUUGUGCUGCUGCACGUUAGACAGCUGUGCGACAAGCUGGCGGACCUCCGGGGUAGCACUAAUUACAGCGGGAAGGAAGAACGUGUGCGCAAUUUGGCGAGUUGGUUUAGCUGGCUUACUUAUGAUGUGAUGGGCGAGCUCUGCUUUGGGAAGAGCUUUGACAUGCUCCAGGGGGGUGGCAUUUCUCAACAAAAGAAGGACCGGCGACAGAUGGUUGGAUUGGUGGAUCGGGCUGCUAAUCGGCAUUAUGUGUGUGGUCUGUGGACACCUCUCGAUACAUGGCAUCUGGAUCAGGUUGUAAUCCACAAACUGACCAACGACCGCUGGAACUUCAUCAUGAAUUCUCGAGUGGAGGCCAACGAACGAGCCAAGGAGCGCACGAAGGCCGGCCACAGCGCCAAGAAGGACUUCUUCUACUACCUACUUAACGCCAAAGACCCUGAAACCGGACGCGGUCUCACAACGGCUGAACUUUGGGGAGAAGCCAACGUCCUGAUGAUCGCCGGCAGCGACACCACCUCGACAACAAUGACAGCCACGAUGUUCUACCUUCUCCGCAACAUCCCGGCCAUGGGACGGCUGAAAGACGAGAUCCGACAGAACUUCAACGACGUCGAGGAGAUCAUCAGCGGCCCCAAGCUCAACGAAUUGGUUUACCUGAAAGCUUGCAUUGACGAAGCCCUACGAUUGGCGCCCGCUGUGCCGGGUGCGAUCCCGCGGGAAGUAAUUGACGGAGCCAUGGUCGACGGGGUCUAUCUACCUCCCGGCACAGACUGCGGCACCCCGACCUACUCUAUUCACCGACAAGACGAAUAUUACCGGGAAGCAGAGUCGUACAUCCCCGAGCGUUGGAUUGACGGCGCCACGUGCCAGACCCGGUCCCAGGCGUGGACGACAACGAAGGAGGACGUUGAGAUUGCUCGCAAGGCGUUCUGCCCAUUCAGCAUUGGUCCUCGCGGGUGCAUUGGGAAGAGCAUGGCCAUGAUGGAGCUGCGACUGACCAUAGCGCGCCUCAUUUUCCUGUUCAAUUUCGACUUAUAUGACCGGGAGGGAGAGGAUGAGAACGGACAUUUGGCUCUCGUUGACCAUUUCACCAGCGCCAAAAAUGGACCUAACGUGAUUGCUACCCAUAGAAUUUGA
Aspergillus candidus is the source of this 1999-nucleotide messenger RNA. RefSeq names its product cytochrome P450. The record is from RefSeq and is a predicted model, not a curated record. Lineage: Eukaryota; Fungi; Ascomycota; Eurotiomycetes; Eurotiales; Aspergillaceae. The transcript has 3 exons. Gene Ontology annotation, molecular function: monooxygenase activity; oxidoreductase activity, acting on paired donors, with incorporation or reduction of molecular oxygen; heme binding. Bases 401 to 1999 code for a protein of 532 amino acids.